AUGCCACAGAAUAAUACUAUUACUACGACCACGACGCCCGACACCGCCGCGCCCUUUGUGGCCCUCAAGCAGCCCGCCGUCGAGGCCCUCGCGCGCAUCCUCUACUUUUCGCGCGCCACCGCCUCGCCGCCCAAGACGGACGCCGCGUGCCAGCGCUGGCUGCGCCGGCAGAAGCGGCAAAUUGCCGACCUCGACGAGACGUCGCUGCGGCGCCCGCGUACGCUCUCGCUCCUCGGCGAUGUCCUUUUUCGUCGCGGCGGCGCGUUGGCGCGGCGGCGGCGGCCGCCGCAGGAGACGACGCUAGAAGCGGAGGGCGCGGCGGCGCUGUGCCCGAGCCACAAGAGGCUGGACCUGCGCGUGUUGAUGGCGCUGAUGGCGCUGGUCGCGGAGGAGGUGACGGUUUGGACGGAGAGUGGGAAGGAGAAGAGGUGGUGGGAUGAGCGAAAUAGGAGAGGAGCAGGGGAAGAAGAGGAAGAAGAAGAAGAGGCGGCGGUGGAGGUCUGGCGGAAGAACAUGGCCAAGAUUGCGGUGCUGUGGAUGGGGAGGAGGCGCUGGGAGGACGAGAUAGGCAGGAGCAUCGGGGAGCUGGAGGUGCCCCCGUGCGCGAGGUACCGCGGCUGCUGCGCGGCGUGCAAGCUCGCCGUCGUGGGCGGGUCGGCCCAGUUCCUAAUGGAUCUGCGGACGGGCCUGCUGGCGCGGCGAGAGCUCGCGAGGGGCUUGCAGGACGACGACGAGCCGCCGCUGCUGCGCAUGGUAGAGGCGUGGAUCGACGUGCGCUACACGCGGCGGCGGCAGCGGUUCAUGCGAACCGAGAGCGACAUGAUGGUGAAUCUGCUUGUGCGGAUGCAGACGAGCGGCGGCGGGAGCGGCGGGAAAGUGAGCGGUGGUCGCGGCGGUGGCGAACAGAGGACAAAGUAUACACAGUUUAGGGGGUGGCCGAUGCCGGUGAUGCAGGUAAAGGUGGAUGAGCUGAUACGGAAUGCUGCUGAUGAUGAUGAUGAUGACGAUAUCGAGGAGAAUGAGUAUGGACGCGGCGCGGCCACUCAAUGGCGGAGGGGGAAGAGGAUGCCGGAAAAAGAGGGGCACUUGCAGUACCUGCCCGCGAGCCCCCGCGCCGUUCCGGAGCCAUGGACGGCGCGCCGCGGCGGCACCGCGACGCACAAUGCGAAGAGAGACAACGCUGACUACCGCCGAGCACCACCUCCUCUUCCUCGUUCUCCUCCUCCUCCUCCCCACGUCGAACCGCCCUGGGUGACCCAAGACUACGACCCCCCCGCGGCGGCAACGUCUCUCGCCGCCGAGCCAUGGCACGCCGACUACGACGACUGGUCCAUUCGCCGGCAGUCGACGUGGUCUUUCUCGUCGUCCUCGGCCACCCUCUCCGCCAUCUACGACGCGUACCACACUGCCCCCAAAAGCACGACGACGGUGGCGACGAGCCUCUGCGCGCCAUCGCCCCUUUUCACGCAGCGCGGAGCAGCGGCGGCGGCGGAAGCGCCUCGCUCGGGUGCGGUUUCGCCACCGUCGCCGUCUGUGUACAGCCCGGUACAAAAGAGUAGUCGGAGUGCUGCUGCUGCUGCUGCUGCUGCUGCUGCGGCCACUACGCCGCGCUGGGGAGCAUCUGCAAGGUCGACGAGGCCGCCGCUGCCGCUGCAUCAACGACGGCUACUGAGCGAGAUUACGGUACCGAAACGUGCCAAGACGGCAGCAGCGGCCCUACGGCCCCCGCCGCUGGUGAUUGUGCGCGAUCCGAUGCAGAGUGUGCGUUUGGUUAGUUCGACGUUUUAG
Beauveria bassiana ARSEF 2860 is the source of this 1788-nucleotide messenger RNA. RefSeq lists its product as uncharacterized. The coding region runs from base 1 to 1788 and encodes 595 amino acids. The record is from RefSeq and is a predicted model, not a curated record. The transcript has a single exon. NCBI's taxonomy places the organism in Eukaryota, Fungi, Ascomycota, Sordariomycetes, Hypocreales, Cordycipitaceae.